This is a messenger RNA of Phlebotomus argentipes, 4096 nucleotides long. RefSeq lists its product as uncharacterized. Gene Ontology annotation, biological process: neuronal signal transduction; chemotaxis. Gene Ontology annotation, cellular component: rough endoplasmic reticulum membrane; nuclear membrane. Lineage: Eukaryota; Metazoa; Arthropoda; Insecta; Diptera; Psychodidae. The coding region runs from base 256 to 3282 and encodes 1008 amino acids. The record is from RefSeq and is a predicted model, not a curated record. The transcript has 6 exons. Gene Ontology annotation, molecular function: microtubule binding.
GACUUUCGGCACAGACAGUUGCUCUGACAGCUCCAAUAUGGACGGUCGCACUUUUUCUCCGCUGCUCUGUGCGUAAAUAUUAUUUAGUCCCGGUAGAGUAAUUGCGAGGAGUGUGUUGUGCUGUUCUCUAGAGAUCCUCUCUUUGUCGCUGAUUCCAGCCUCAGCAGGUGGAGCGAGUGGAAAAUAGCAUUGCAGGCCUCUAAUCAGCGGGGAGGAAUUGAAAGACUACCCACCAAAGUUAAUUAAGACACGAACAUGGCGUCGGGCGGCGAGAAAAGAUGGAUCGGAAGCGGCGUGUUUAAUCCCCAGGGCGGAGGGACGACGAUGCCGGAGUGGAAGAAGGAGCUGAUUCAGCGUCGCAAGAAUCUGGCCAAGUGCAUGACAUCCACAAUGAUCGCAGGUCAUUCGCAUUCGCAGCAAUGCCACGGAACAACAGCAGCGAAUUCCACACAAAUACAGCGUCAGGCGGCGACGACGACGGGAACGAGAGUCAGCGGCUCAGGCCAGCAACGAAGCAGCGGUUCGACGGUUGGUGAAUGCAGAGCAACGGUUCAGUCUAGUUGCGAGAGGGAUGGUGCGCGUGUGGCCCAAGCUGUAGCCAGCAAUGGUUCAUCCUGUGUUGCUACAAAAUGCUGUUACGAGGAUAAAUUGUGUGAGGUGCAUGAAAGUGGACGAAGCAGUACAUCCGGUGGUGAUUGGAGUGAUUCACGAGACAUUUUCUUUUUUUGUGAUAAUCGUCAGUUGGAUACUAAAAUGGUGGCCGUGCAGGAGAUGUGUGGCGAGAAGAUGGAUUAUGACACGUCAGAGGAGCUCAAGUAUGGGGCGGGAAUUGUGUCGAAGCUCGUGUCACGUUUCAUGAGCUACACCAUGAGGGUGUCAGCCGCCAAGGAGCGCCCCAGUUUGGAUAACAUGAGACGCGCCACGAGUCUCAAUAAUCUCCUUGAUGAUGACAAUGAGGAGGAGGCGUCUCCGAGGAAGGUUGUCGAUGAGAUUGUCCAGCGGGAUGUUGCAGAUGCAACAAAGAUGAGCCCAGAAGAUGUGCCCGUGGACAUCACGAACAGUGGCAAUAGUUGCGAGAAGGGAAUCUAUCGCCACAGGCAGCCGCAGAUAGGCACAUAUCAGCACAGUGAAAUCAUGAGACGACGUCAAAUGGGCCGUGGAAAUGAUUCGCUAAAGCGCGCCCGGUCUGUGGAUGCUCUGCUGCGUGUGGAGAGUCGCGGGGAUGGCAAGAGUGGUGAUCAGGAUGUGACGCAGGAUGCUAUAGCUGAAGAAAUUCCAGGAAAUGGUGUUUCAGCAGACACCCACGUUCCGACCAUUUGCGAUGUAACGAUUGAGGAUAAGAUCAUGAAUGCCAGAGAGCGUGGCGAGGCGAAACCAAAAAGACUGAAGUCCUUCAUGGAUGAUCCUGAGCGUCCACCACCGGAUCUUGUGAAGACAACUCUGAGAAUUUUCGAGGCAACAGCCAAUCGUCGCGGCCGCCCACCGACAUGCCGGAGUGGUGAAGUGGCGGCCAAAGUGGCAUCCUUCAAGUCUAUCAUAUCGCAGGAUAAGCCAGCUAUUCUCUAUCCAAAGCCACCCGUGAGCCCCAAGAAGGCUCUCGUGGGCAAAAAUGUGAGAAGUUCUAGUCACAGGGAUCCCGCCACGGUAACAGCAAAGCCUGCCACAGUUGUUCAGGAUCAAGUGAAUAAUACCUCAGCACAGCCUAAAUGUGUGACGACAAGCGUUAGUGUGAUCCAGAGAUCACCAUCUCCGCUGGCCAUUCGCAUGGACAUGACUUACAGGAGUGUGAAGAACUUCUCACCUUCUUCGCCACAGUCACCGAAGCCGGACUUGAUCAAUGUCUCCCCGCCACGGAGGCAGAGGGAGAGUCAGGAGAAUGGUGUGACGAUGGGUUCCGAUUCACCGACCAUUGCACAACUGACCAGUAAAAUUCAAUCGAUGAAAAUUGAGUCACCAAGCGGACACCAAGUGUCCAGUCAGGCGGCGAGUCAGGUGCGAAAAGUGCCACUGAGGAGUGGAACUGUGAGCUCCACCACUGAGGAGUCCGACACGGACUCAACGGACAGCUUCGACGAUGACUUAGAUGUGGACGAGAGCAACUAUCGAGGUGGUGGCAUCAAGAGGAUAUCGAAGGUGGAUUUGGAGAACAUCUCCCGAGCCGGCGCCACGACAGAGUUCAACUUUGGUGGCUGCACGAGCACGCCAAUACGGGAUAAGAGCUAUCUGCCACCCUUGACAAAUGGGGCCAACUUGAGCAUCCAAUUGGUGAGUCCUGAGGAUAACUCAGUGGAGGAUCUGCCCAAGGGAGCGGGUGUUGGUGACAGUGUUGAUGUAAAUGGUGUGAAAAUGGUGGAAAAAUCCCCGGAAAAUGGUGUCAAUGACUCUCUAAACAAGGUCGUGGUGGAGUCAAAAGAGAUUGUCGAUGCAACAACAAAGUGCAGUGAGAAACAGCUGACAAAUCAGGAAAUUGAGAAGAAUAUGAUCAAUAGGGAGAAGAGUGAAGCGAAUGUGACACAGGUGGCACCCAAGUGGACCUCCACAAAGAAGAAGCCAUGGAAGGAGGAGCCGCAGAACACCACGAUGGUGUUCAAUUUCAGCAAUCGGAAGGAUGUACCUGAUUACAUUGAGAACGAUGGAGUGGUUCUUCGUAGGAGACGUGAAAUGCCCAAGCCCGGCGAAUCGGGAUUUGUACUCCUUGGCGAUGCUCCUCUGGAGACUUCAACAGAUCCCGAUGAUUCCUGGACAAUGGGUCCGCCUUCGCCAUGUGACGUGGAUUUCUCGAAUGACAACGUGAUCAUCAAUGGAAAGUCUAGUUUGAGACAUAAACCCGGCGACAGCAAGCAGUGGAAAAUUCGCUUCGAUGACUCCCUGACGUCGACUUAUGAAUACCCAUCGGAAUCAUCUCAGAGGGAUGAAAUGCUGAGUGUGACGAGCAAUGGAAAGACGGGAUUGAUGGACGAUAAAUCAUUCAAUUCGCCGGCAUAUCAAAAAUUUCUACCACUGGGCUUGGCACCUUUGGCCAACUACACACCUGUGAAGGGGUGUGCCAUGAACAGUGACUUUGAGUUGGGCGUGAGGAGGAAUUCGCCGGUGGUGGAGUCGCCAGAGAGUGCCACAGGUGGAGGCAAUUGCGUGGGCGCUGAGCAUCAGUCGCAGCAGCAGCAGCAGCAACAGCAGCAAAUCAAUGGGGAUCUUGAGAGUUUGCAGUACCUUAAGCCGGCCACGGAUGAGCAAACUGUGGCCUGGAGUGAAGGCACUCGAGUCACAGAUUUACUGUUCUAACAGAGGGACAUCGACUUUCUGGAUGCACAGAUAUUUCCAGAAGACGCCCGUCGCUCACAGUGAACAGCCGCCGUGGUUCAAGAUGUGUGUGAACAAGAGAUGAAAAUUUUGGCGUGUUUUAAUCCAAUUUAAUUGUACACUUGAGUUGCCACAUUUGUUUUCCUGUUGAUGAAAAGAGGGAAAAAGAAUGGGAAUAUUCCAUGAGAAGGUCUCUGAACUCUGCUGUAAAGAGUAGUUGAAAUGAAGAAAAAGAAGAAAAAAAAGAAAUAUCGUCGUAAUGAAAAAUGUAAUAUGUUGAAUCAAAGAAAAAAAAACAUGGAAAUUAGUUGUAGUAUAUAUAAUUGAAGAAAAAAAAAAAACAGAAAUCGCACGGAACUGAAAAGGACUAGAAAAAAGGGAGAGAAAAUGAAGUGAAUUGAUUGAGAUUUUACGGACAGUCAAGAAUUAUGAAAUAUUUACCGAUAAAACUUUUGAUAGAGUCUGUUUUUUUUUAUACGGAACAAUAUUACGAUAAGCGACAUAUUAAAUGUGCUUUUUCUAUGACAUUUACGCGUUAUAUACAAGCAAGAUUUAUACAUAGGGAAAAGAGGGAGAAAAAAAAACGAAGAAAUUGAGCUCUGCCUGAAUUUUUACACAUACCUAAAAUAGUGAUUGGUAGAAGAGAUGAGGACGUGUUAAUUUAAGGAUAACAUUACAAAAAAAAGAAAAAAGUCUAUUUGCACACUUGUAAGGAAAAGAGAAGAACAGGAAAACACGAAAGAACAGAAAUCAAACUUUUUGUCUAUUCUUAAAUUAAUACAUAAGGAAUAUAUUA